This is a messenger RNA of Syzygium oleosum, 724 nucleotides long. RefSeq names its product 50S ribosomal protein L18, chloroplastic-like. The record is from RefSeq and is a predicted model, not a curated record. Bases 90 to 611 code for a protein of 173 amino acids. Gene Ontology annotation, biological process: translation. Gene Ontology annotation, molecular function: structural constituent of ribosome; 5S rRNA binding. Gene Ontology annotation, cellular component: ribosome. The transcript is spliced from 3 exons. NCBI's taxonomy places the organism in Eukaryota, Viridiplantae, Streptophyta, Magnoliopsida, Myrtales, Myrtaceae.
AAGGCGUCAGUCGUGGGAACGAAGAGCGAAAGAGCGCUUCUUCUUCGUCGCCAUCGCUCUCUAUCCUGCGCUUUGCACGGCGAUAAGCCAUGGCUGCUUCCACUUCGGUCUCGUUCCUCAGCCAGAAUCGCUUUCUGGGUUCCUCCCAGAAGCUUCUCUCGGUCUCAAUCUACCCGAAAUUCAUCGGGACAGUCCCGAUGAUGCAGCGGCCGCGGCGCCAAUGUCUCUUCGCCGUGGAAGCACAAGCCAAGACCAGGAGAGAAGACCGGCUCGCCCGCCAUUCUCGCAUUAGGAAGAAGGUUCAGGGGACUCCAGAGAGGCCGAGAUUAUGUGUAUUUCGUUCCAACAAGCACCUCUACGUCCAGGUGAUUGAUGACACUAAGAUGCACACACUUGCUGCAGUAUCAACGAUGCAGAAGCCCGUCUCUGAGGAAUUUGACUACAGUUCUGGUCCUACCAUUGAAGUGGCAAAGAGAGUGGGUGAAAUCAUUGCGAAGUCUUGCUUGGAGAAAGGAAUCAUGAAGGUAGCCUUCGACCGGGGUGGAUAUCCCUACCAUGGACGUGUGGAAGCUCUCGCCGAAGCAGCCCGUGAACAUGGUCUUCAAUUUUGAAUUCUGAUUGCUAGCUUUGUUCAUUCCGAUCGUCUUUUCUUUGUCAAGAGAACUCUUGAUUCAAACACGAAUGCAUCAGUUUAUUUAGCGGAUUUGCUCCUUUUUCAGCUCAA